GCUGGUUUCAACUUAAGGCAUUUUGUAUUGAUGAGGGAUUUUGUCGUCCCCUGGAAUGGAACGAGUGAUUCGUUCUAGAUCGUCCUCAGCAACUUGUUGAUUUAAAUUUUAAAACUUUAUGCAUACGUAUAAGUAUGUUUUGAUAUUAUUCUAGGUGGUAAUUUUGUUUGUAGUUAUUCUUGCAAUGGAAGCAAAUUUUGAUAACCAGGGAGAUCUAGUCCCAUCAGAACUUGGAACAAAAGAAUAUUGGUCAACAGUAUAUGAAAAUGAAAAAGAUAAUUUUAAAAACUAUGGGGACCCAGGUGAAAUUUGGUUCGGUGAAGAGAGCGAAGAAAGGAUCUUGCGAUGGUUAGAAAAAAAGAAAAUAUCCAAAAAUAAAGAAAUAGUGGACUUAGGCUGUGGCAAUGGAAUGAUGCUGGUUUCAUUGAGCAGAAGUGGAUUUACUAACUUGACAGGAAUUGAUUAUUGCUCUGAAGCUGUGGAACUAUCAAAAUCAGUAGCUCUUUCCCAUGACAUACACAACAUCAAUUUUAAGGUAUUAGAUCUAGUUGGAAAUUUAGAUAUUUCUGGUUUUGAUAUUGCUUUCGAUAAAGGUACAUAUGAUGCAAUCAGUCUUAAUCCUGAAAAUGCUGUUGAAAAAAGGCAAAGGUAUAUUGAAAAUGUAUCUAAUUUAUUAAAUGAUGAUGGAUUGUUUAUUAUAACUACUUGUAACUGGACAGAUCAUGAAAUUGUUUCACAUUGCAAAGAUGUAUUUCAGUGCUUUGAAGUAAUACCAACACCCACCUUUCAAUUUGGUGGGAAAAUAGGUAAUGUUGUAUCGACUCUCGUUCUUCAAAAGAAACUAAAAUAAGAUGUAUCAAUUUAUCAUAAAAUAAUUGCCGAAAUAUUUAAAAAUAAAAGUUUAUUAUUUAUAAAUUCAA
This is a messenger RNA of Nezara viridula (southern green stink bug), 920 nucleotides long. Lineage: Eukaryota; Metazoa; Arthropoda; Insecta; Hemiptera; Pentatomidae. The record is from the annotation of a GenBank genome assembly.